Messenger RNA from Leopardus geoffroyi (Geoffroy's cat), 1333 nucleotides. RefSeq names its product PROP paired-like homeobox 1 (gene PROP1). Gene Ontology annotation, molecular function: DNA-binding transcription factor activity, RNA polymerase II-specific; RNA polymerase II cis-regulatory region sequence-specific DNA binding. The transcript is spliced from 3 exons. Bases 1 to 681 code for a protein of 226 amino acids. Gene Ontology annotation, cellular component: transcription regulator complex. Lineage: Eukaryota; Metazoa; Chordata; Mammalia; Carnivora; Felidae. The record is from RefSeq and is a predicted model, not a curated record. Gene Ontology annotation, biological process: regulation of transcription by RNA polymerase II; pituitary gland development.
AUGGAAGCAGAAGGGAGGAGUGAGCAGGGUAAGCAGAAGAAGGGGCGACUUUGCAGCAGCCUCUGGCCCGAGGGCUACCCCGCCGCUGGGACUCUGACCUCCACGGUGGACAUGAGCCCUCGGCCCUACAGGAACCUCUCUGGUGUAGGAGUGCGGAGACCACGGCUUUCCCCACAAGGUGCACAGAGGGGUCGCCCGCACUCCAGGCGCCGCCACCGAACCACCUUCAGCCCAGCGCAGCUGGAACAGCUGGAGGCAGCCUUUGGGAGGAAUCAGUACCCUGACAUUUGGGCCCGAGAGGGCCUUGCCCGGGACACAGGCCUCAGUGAGGCGAGAAUCCAGGUCUGGUUCCAGAACCGCAGAGCUAAGCAGAGGAAGCAAGAGCGGUCACUGCUCCAGCCACUGGCCCAGCUGUCUCCUGCCACCUUCUCUGGUUUCUUGCCCGAGUCCCCUGCCUGCCCCUACUCCUACCCAACACCACCUGCACCCAUGACCUGCUUCCCUCACCCCUACAACCAUGCCCUUCCCUCUCAGCCCUCCACAGGCAGUUCCUUUGCUCGGCCCCACCAGUCUGAAGACUGGUACCCCGCCUUGCACCCAACUCCCACUGGUCAUCUGCCUUGCCCCCCACCCCCAGCUAUGCUUCCCCUUAGCCUUGAGCCACCAAAGUCCUGGAACUAAGGUUGAACAGGAGCUGAUAAGGUAAUCUCCCAGCCUGUGGCCCUGGUGAAACUCAGGGAAAGCUGGGUGGCUUCCCUUCCUUCUAAGGAUCAAGUAGAAAUUUGGUGAUGGGCAGCUCAGAGAUAGGAAUUUAAAAAUGGGAGAUCUGAAGAAGGCAUCCUGAGGUGAUUAGUUGAGGGAAUGUGGGGAGGUGAGUCUACUAGAAGAUACAGAUAAAAUGCUCAGUGGAGGUAGCCAGGUAGAAGGGUGGUAUUGAUGAUGGAAGCAAUUGUUGCCACUGGUGAAUGGAAUUUGUGAACGUGAUACAACUUUCGGGGCUUCAUUAAUUGACAUCACAAUUGAAGAUCUGCACCCAGCAGUUUCUAACUGAUUUCAAUACGGCUUUUGAUUUAAAGUCUACCUGCUCUUCUUUCCCCCAUCACCCACUCCCACCACCCAAAUCAGUCAUUAACUUUUGUUCGUUAAUGUUCUAGAAAGAUCUCUUGAAUUUCAUCUUUCCUGGCCCCAUAUCUUUUAACUAAUCCUCCUCAAUAACUCCCUUAGCUCCAGCCUUUCCCAUUGCCACCAGACCUUGCAAAUCUGAUCAUCACAGAUGCGCUCUCCAAUGUCUUAUUAAAAAAAUAAACAAAUAAGAUCUGAGUCUCCAACGUUA